AUGGCGCGCAAGGCGCCUCCGAAAUCGAGGACCUCCAAGCCGGCAAGCGCGCAGAAACCGAGCUCAGAGCUUGGUGAUGGUGACCUUCAAGUCCGCUACAACACCCGCACGGGACGACCCAUUCGCGACAAUGCUGGCCGCAAGUCGCUUGACCCUUCGUACCUCGACACCACUGAAGUCAUCGAUGACGAGGGCCUAGACAGCGAAUCUGGAUCAGAGGACGAGGAAGGCGUCAAGAAAAAGCACCCCAAGAGGAAGCGAACUCCUUCUCCACCAUUGCCAGAUGUCGAUCCGCUGCCACUCUACCCAGACGACGUUCCAUCGCGCGAGCCAACUCCGCAUUCACUGGACGAUGAGGGGGUCGGCUCUAUCAACUUGACCGUCAACGUUCCGAAAGGCUUCAGUGGUCCUCUGACUCUGAAGAUCGACCGAGCCUUAUUCAUAAACGGACAGUCAGAACCCCCGGCCAAGCGCCAGCAUCUGCCCAGUGCCCGUGUGAAUUCGUCGAAGCUCAGCACCGGAAACACUAUCUCGGUUGCCCCUCGCAAGACAUCCAUUCGCCAACGCGGAUACUUUGGUUCCGAUACCCGCGAGGAUCCCACGAAGAAGACCUUCGCUGAUCUUCCGGCGGAGCUUCGAAACCAGAUAUACCGUCUGUUGUUUGUCACCAAGGAGGACGUCAGCUUCUCACGCCCCGUGAACUUUAGCCGCUCUGGAGCUUUGCUGCGAACCUGCCAACAGAUAUACAAGGAAGGACGCAGUGUUCUCUAUUCCGAGAACCGAUUCGCCUUCUCACGAAACACCCAUUCCCGCGCACCCUACUGGAGUGCUCAAGAGAGAGAGGUCGGCUAUCAAGACAUGAGAGUCUUCCUCAACUCAAUUGGACCUACCAACAUAUCUCUGCUUAGGUCCAUCUCGAUUGUACUCACUGACGCGUCCCCAUCGAGUGCUCCUUACUUGGACCAUGAAGGACGUCGCUUUGUCCGUGAUGAGCAUAUCAUCAACUGCUUUCGCCAGAUUUCGAAGCAUGGCAAACUGAAAGAUAUCGAGCUUUCGUUCUACGGACGAAAGUGCCUCUGUCGAACAGAUUACCGUUUUCUUGAUGCCUUGAGGGAGAUCAAGGCUGAUGAGGUUCGCUUUGAACCGCCCGAACACCUCUGGUAUCCUUCAAAGGUCGACUAUCUCGUGAAGGUAGCACUCCUUGACUCGAUGGUCCGCCCUACCAAGAUCUACAAGAAGGAAUGA
Messenger RNA from Diplodia corticola, 1245 nucleotides. RefSeq names its product dna-binding protein. Bases 1 to 1245 code for a protein of 414 amino acids. The transcript has 3 exons. The record is from RefSeq and is a predicted model, not a curated record. NCBI's taxonomy places the organism in Eukaryota, Fungi, Ascomycota, Dothideomycetes, Botryosphaeriales, Botryosphaeriaceae.